UAGCAACUUAGGUUACAAAACCUGGUGAAAUAAUUUUUUAACCAAAAUGAUUUCGAUUACUCGAGGAAUUAGUAAUAUUUUAAGUAGAAUUGCUUUCGCUCACACGUCAUCUAAUCCGUCUUCCAUAAGGACUUUGCAAACCACAUAUGUGCUGAAUUGCGAAAAUACCGAAGGUAUCAGAACAGAUGAGAAAUCAACUACUGACAGUGAUGCUCAGCGAAAAGAGUUAACUGAGGCUGAAUUGAAGUUAAAAAAUAAAGAUCGUACGCAAGUUAUACCAGUAGAGACGUCUAUCAGAUAUUUAAGAAGUUCUGCUUACCAGCAAACUUACGGUAAUACACUUAUAUGGGAAUUGUACAGACGUAACCAUAAAGGAGCAAUACCACCACGAAAAACUCGUAAGACUUGCGUACGUAAGGGUGCUAUUAGCACGGGGAAUCCUUGUCCUAUUUGCCGGGACGAAUACUUAGUGUUGGACUAUCGUAAUCUUGAUUUGUUGCGUCAGUUUAUAUCUCCUCAAACAGGUGAAGUGCUGAGUUAUACUAAAAGCGGUUUAUGCCAAAAAAAGCAUUUGCAAUUGCUGGUAGCUGUUGAGAAAGCCUGGGAUUACGGCCUGUUAACUUUUGACGUUCCAUUCCUGGAGUUCGAUUAUAGAGAGUAUUACGGGAAAAACGUAAAACUUGCAAAUUAAGAGUGAACAUCAAGAAACCUUUCUCUUUAUAUAUGUUGUUUUGUAAAUAUACUCUUUAAUAUGCAGAAGGAC
Glossina fuscipes is the source of this 763-nucleotide messenger RNA. RefSeq names its product 28S ribosomal protein S18b, mitochondrial (gene mRpS18B). Gene Ontology annotation, molecular function: structural constituent of ribosome. The transcript has a single exon. Gene Ontology annotation, biological process: mitochondrial translation. Gene Ontology annotation, cellular component: ribosome; mitochondrion. Lineage: Eukaryota; Metazoa; Arthropoda; Insecta; Diptera; Glossinidae. The coding region runs from base 47 to 691 and encodes 214 amino acids. The record is from RefSeq and is a predicted model, not a curated record.